Molecule: messenger RNA, 1453 nt
Organism: Scleropages formosus (Asian bonytongue)
Lineage: Eukaryota; Metazoa; Chordata; Actinopteri; Osteoglossiformes; Osteoglossidae
Gene: psph
Product: phosphoserine phosphatase
Exons: 6
Coding region: 419-1099 (226 amino acids)
Biological process (GO): L-serine biosynthetic process; dephosphorylation
Cellular component (GO): cytoplasm
Molecular function (GO): L-phosphoserine phosphatase activity; magnesium ion binding
Source: RefSeq, a predicted model, not a curated record
CACCCCCAAAACGGUGGGAAUUUCUGCUACAGUUUCUGAGAAGUGUCUUAAAAACCGAUCUGGGAUCGGAUUAUCUCAACAUUUAUUCUCCCUUAAUUGCUGAGUGAGUAAAUGGAACCGUUCCUAGGUCAGUGUGUGGCGCCGGGGACGGAGGAGGGCGGUCUUUCGGCAGCCUGCGUUUCCAUUCGCUCAGCUGUUCCCUGCGUCCGUCUUUAUGAACCGCGAUCGAUGAGCUGAAACUGUAACCGAGAAGAUCUCGUGCAAGAGUGACUGCAUGUAUAAUAAAAAGACUAUUUUUCAACUUCAGAAUUUAAAAAAAAAAUUGUUCGUUGCGUGCCAGCUGCCUUGCAAGAUCUAAAUUUCAUGCUGGCAAGGAAGAACUUUCCAAAUUCAAGUUUCCAGGAGGCUGAUCGGGACCAUGACAACUUUGGCGCAGACCAAGGAGUUGUUCCGCGGCGCAGAUGCCGUCUGCUUCGACGUUGACAGCACCGUGAUCCGGGAGGAGGGCAUCGACGAGCUCGCCAAGUUUUGCGGAGUGGGCGACGCGGUCACGGAAAUGACUCGCAAGGCAAUGGGUGGGUCAGUCUCAUUUAAAACGGCUUUGACUGAGCGCCUGUCCAUUAUACGAUGCUCUCGGGAGCAAGUGAACAAGCUGAUUACAGACCACCCUCCUCAGCUGACUCCAGGUAUUAAGGAGCUGGUGAACCGUCUGCAGCAUCGUGGAGUGAAGGUCUUUCUAAUCUCUGGUGGCUUUCGCUGCAUUGUGGAACAUGUGGCCACACAGCUCAACAUCCCCCUCCACCAUGUUUAUGCCAAUCGUCUCAAGUUUUACUUCAACGGAGAGUAUGCAGGUUUUGACGAGACACAACCAACUGCUGAGUCUGGUGGUAAGGGCAAGGUGAUCAGCAUGCUGAAGGAGAUGUAUGGCUUUGAGAAAGUGGUCAUGAUUGGAGAUGGUGCUACAGACAUGGAAGCCUGUCCUCCCGCAAAUGCUUUCAUUGGAUUUGGUGGAAAUGUCAUCAGGCCGCAAGUGAAGGAGAAGAGCUUGUGGUUUGUUACAAGCUUUGGGGAGCUUCUUAAAGAACUGGAGAAGAUUUAAAAGGAGAUAUGUGUGUUAUGUUACAUAAUGUACACAAGACACUGUGCUUUUAUUAAUUUUUUUUGAUGCAAAAUACUUUUUUGAUUAUUAUCUGUACUGUAGAUCAGAGGAUGUUCAACCAGUUAAGGUGCAGCAGUUAAUACAUUUCCUCAGUAAUAGAGAUCAAAAAGCUUACCAGUUGAUUAUUUUUCAUAUAUAAAUGUUUAAUUGUAAUGGUGUAAAUGUGAGACUAAAAUGAGCAAUCACACAGACCAUUCUUGUACUUGACUAGGUCACUUAACAUGUUUGUGAAGGAAUAUUUAUUCUUGUUUUCUUUGGACUAAUGUUAUACUAUGAGAAAAUAAUAAGCUAGAA